UUCACAUGGUUCAGGUAGGCUCCUUUUCAGCGGCACUUCCUGCACAUGUCUACAGCGCACGAUAUCUCUCUUUUUCUCUCCCUCUCUCUCUCUAUCAUUCUCUCACCCCCUACAGCACACACUCCUCCUAUCCCUCCUCCCUCCUACGCUCGUUCGCUUGCGUUCUCUCUCCAUCCGCCUCAGUUUCCUCCUUGUCUUGUGAAAAGUGGCUGCAGAUCUGUCGCAUCCAUGGCGCUCCUCUUCCGCUCACAGCAUCUCUACUCCGUCCCGAUAGACUCGGACAUAAUAUAGGGAGAUACUUAUCUAGACUUAUCGACAACGAGCUGCGGCCAUCCUCGAUAUCCCCCAUAUCUUUACCGAAACUUUUGCCGCUCUUCCCACGGAACACAGUCUUUCUCUGAAACCGUCGUUCCUGAUGGACGGGGAUGUGUGUGUCCGGCUGCGGUGCGGAUCUACACGCCCGCCGCGGAGGAGAAGCACCGUGCGAAGGAGAAGAAGAUCAGAGCUGCUCGGGGUGAAGCUGUGUGUGAUGGGGCUGCUGCUCGCCGUGCUCUCAGGACUGGCCAACUGGACUGGCAAUUCCGGUUACAUCAUGUCCAGCGUGUCCUCUGAAGUCAGCGAGACAUGGGAGAGCCGCAAGCUUCUGCAGCACUUCACCAAUGAGACAAGGAACUGCACUCAACCAGGUAUACAUGAGUUCCCUGAAGACAUUUUCACCAACCAAGAGCGAAUGGAGGGAGCUGUGGCUCUGCACAUCAUUGGUGCUAUGUACAUGUUCUAUGCCCUGGCCCUGGUGUGUGAUGACUAUUUUGUGCCAUCCCUGGAAAAGAUUUGUGAGCGCCUCCAUCUCAGCGAGGAUGUGGCUGGAGCAACAUUCAUGGCAGCUGGCAGCUCAGCGCCUGAACUCUUUACCUCUGUCAUAGGGGUGUUUAUCACCAAGGGAGAUGUGGGAGUCGGAACAAUCGUAGGUUCUGCAGUCUUCAACAUCCUGUGCAUCAUUGGAGUAUGUGGGAUCUUUGCAGGGCAGGCUGUGCGUCUCUCCUGCUGGACACUAAUGAGGGACUCCAUGUACUACACUAUCUCAGUGACCACUCUGAUCGUGUUUAUCUAUGACGAGAAGGUUACAUGGUGGGAAUCACUUGUCCUGAUUUUGAUGUACCUGGUGUACAUUAUAUUAAUGAAGUGUAACUCCUACGUGGUGCAUUUUUUUGAGCGGAGAAAGAAGAAAGCUACAAACUUGGGAAAUGGUACAGCGAGCAGCACAGACCUUGAUGACGGAUGUGAUGCUACGGCUGUGCUACUUAAAAAAGCGAAUUUCCACAGGAAGCCGUCAGUACUGAUGGUGGAUGAGUUGCUGUCUGCGUACCCACACCAGCUCACCUUCUCUGAAGCUGGCAUGAGGAUCAUGAUCACUAGCCACUUUUCUCCACGCACCCGACUUACCAUGGCCUCCCGCAUGCUCAUCAUGGAGAGGCAGCGUCUUAUCAAUGGUCAUUUCAGCAAUGGUGAUUCAGAGGUGACCGUCAAAUUUCCUGUACGGCGUGGCAUGGAGAACGGCAUAGUGGGUGUAGAGCGAGGCUUAAAUACAUGGAGGAAUGGGCAUCGUGAUGACGACACACGAGGGGCAGAUCCUGGCACUGAUACAGAGAAUGAGAACGAGGAUAAUGAGAACAAUGAGAAUGAUGAAGAAGAGGAGGAGGAAGACGAGAAUGAAGGACCCUUGGUUCCUUUCCAUUGCCCAGGAGGCACGUGCAAUAAGGUGAAGUGGCUGUUGGCAUGGCCGCUGAGUCUGCUGCUUUUCCUCACGGUACCCAACUGUGCCUCGCCUCGCUGGGAACGCUGGUUCAUGGUCACCUUCAUCACCUCUACAAUGUGGAUCGCCGGCUUCUCUUACGUCAUGGUUUGGAUGGUCACAAUCAUCGGUUUCACGUUGGGCAUUCCAGAUGUUAUCAUGGGAAUUACAUUUUUGGCCGCAGGCACCAGCGUCCCUGACUGCAUGGCGAGCCUUAUAGUAGCUCGGCAAGGCCUAGGCGACAUGGCGGUGUCUAACUCCAUUGGCAGUAAUGUUUUUGACAUACUGGUUGGUCUGGGGCUGCCCUGGACUCUUCAGACUCUCGCUGUCGAGUACGGCUCAACAAUUCAUCUCAACAGCAAAGGUCUCAUUUUCUCCGUUGGACUGCUCUUAGCAUCUGUGUUUCUCACGGUUCUGGGUGUUCAUCUGAAUAAGUGGACCCUGGACAGACGUCUUGGCUUUGUGUGUCUCCUGAUGUAUGCUGUUUUCCUGUGUUUCUCCAUCCUUAUUGAAUUCAAUGUCUUCAUUUUUGUCAAUCUGCCCACUUGCCAUUGACACCACUUUUCUUGAUCACUACCCUCUCUUGGUCGGUUUCCAUGAGGACUUGUCAUUCCUUGUCUAAGGAAAGUCUGACCUGUCCUUUAUGAACACUUUCUUCUCGAUCCAGUAAAUCCUCCCUUUUUUCCACUUGUGAUGGAGCAUUCGGUUAAUGGCUUUGGACAGUGGAAAGAGGAAAGGAGAGGAGCACAUAUGCAUGGUGGAUCUGUUCAAUGAUGCAAACUUCUCUGACAGGACCGGGAGAUGGACAAAGAUGACUACUGCCUGGUUUGAUGUGAAAACAAAAAGGUUUGAAUUUUUUAUAUGAAUAUUAAUAACUGAAUUGUUAUUGAAAUAAUUUAGGAUUUCGUGUGUGUGUGUGUGUGUGUGUGUGUGUGUGUGUGUGUGUUUUGACUCAUUUUUGAUUUAUUAGCUGCUAAACUGGCUAAAACAAGUCUGACUGAAGACAAUGAUGUACUGAGCACUUAUGGAUACACAGAAUUUAUGAUUUUGAAAGAUUUCUUAAGAGAUUACUUUAGGAGUAGCUGAAAGGUACUGGUGACCUGUUACAUAUUCUUAUGGACAAUACUAAUGUGGUUAAUCAUGUGACUGGAGAUUAUCAUGGGCAUUAAACCCAGACUGUGUAGGUUAAACCUCCCUUACCAGCUCUGUCUGGAUGCCAGGGAUUAUCGAGAAUGGAGGAUUUUUAAUAUGAUAAUAAAUAAGAGUAUGUUUAAUAAUUGACCAGAUGACGAGUAGGAAAGCUUGAAAGGUUGCUGUACAUGAACAGAUAAUGGUAUUUAUAGUUAACUAGCUCUGGAUAUAUUUUCCCUUUAUGGUUAUGGUGAACAUGUAAGUAUCAUUGCUACAUGGUAGAAUAAACUUUCAGUCAGGGCUGUACUGUAGUCGUCUUGCCAAAACUAAACUAUUUAUGGUAACAUUGAAAAAGAUAAUAUGUUGAUGCUGAUAUAAGAAAUGUGUUCAAAAAUGUUUUUUAUUCAUUAUUUGUUUUACCAGUUACUCUGUAUAUAUGGAAGCAGAGAUUUGUCUAUUUAUUAAUUUAUUGAAAACUAUUUAUGCACAUUAAUUUUGUAUUGUAGUCCUAAAACAAUCCACAGCUGUCCCAAAGAAAAGACCAGCCACGCUUUGUCACUUUAUCUUUGAAAUGUAUUUUUUUUUUUUUUUUUAUGAAAGCUUUUUAGCAUGCCAGAGUGGAAUGACCAGUGUGAGAGGUCAGCAGACAGUGUUUUACUUAGUGGUUCACUCUGUUCAGUAAAAAAGAUGUCCACCAUGAGGACCAUGCAAACUCAAGUAGCUGAUUAGCAGGUAUACAUCCUGGUAAAAUGACGCUAUUGUCUUAGAUCAUAGAAUUUCAGCAAACACAUAUUUUAUGCAGAUAAUAUGAAUCCAAACAUCAUCUCUAUAUAAAGGAAGGCUCAUAUGUUCAGACUGUUUUUACACAACCUAAUUGGAUCAUCUGGGUGGGAGAGUGUCUUCACUUGAAGAUGAAAAACGUCGUUAUCAUGAAUCUGCCUGAGAACUGUGAAUAGUGGUACAGCAUCUUUAAAGCUAUGAGCUGUAUCUCAUCCGAGGGCUUAAAAGACUUUCAGUAGCUCUCCAAAUCCAGCUACAAUAACACAACCCAAGUCCCUCUGUCACAAGGCACAUUAUCUGAAUAUAUAUAUAUAUAUAUAUAUAUAUAUAUAUAUAUAUAUAUAUAUAUAUAUAUAUAUAUGGUCUUUACAUGGUCUUGCUGUUUAUGUCUGAACAGGAGAAUUUAGCUAAAAUAAGCCUAACUGUAAAAUCAGCAAAGUAUUUUUAACACAAAGAAACUGUUUGUACUUUAUAAUGCAAAAUUGUUUCAAGAGGUUAUCCGCUAUCAAAUUGAGGAUGUGCAUCAACUUAUAUAAUAUGUACAUAGUGUAGCUCAUAAAGCUCAUUUUUUCCAAUUGUACACUGUUAACUUUUAAGAGUGCUUCUUUCUAGUUACAAUUUCUGCCAUAUCCUUUUCCUUUUGCUACUUUGGUAGAAAAAUCUGAAAAGAUCAUUAUUAGAUUUGCCAUAUUGAUAAAUGUGUUGGUGUAUUACUUUGUAGGAGUGUCAUUCUCUCUUCCCAAAAAAACAACAACAACAACAACACAGCAAAGGCGGUAGCAAUAGGUCCGAUCAAUGUGUGUCAUUUGUUCUUAAUGAAUAAUUUGCUUACUCCAGAUAGAAUGUAUGGUAUGGAACUGUUUUUUGUUUGUUUGUUUGCUUGUUUGGGUUUUUUUGUUUUUGGACUAUAAGGGUUGUUCAGUAUUAGUUAGUUAUUUCUUUUGUGGUUCUGUUGUAAAAGGUUUAUUUGACACUUGAAGGCAAACAGGGUUCAAGUUAAAGAUCCGGUUUUAUUUAUAAUGCAAUAAUAAUACAUGUGUGCAUACAGUGUUUUUUCUUAUUUGUCCUGAAAAUAAUACACUUUACAACCUUCUAGCUUAGUUACAUAAUUCAGUCAGUCAAGGAUAAGAUUGCAGACUGAUUUUUUUGUUGUUUUUGUUAUUCUUUUGCUUUAUUUUGCUUUAUUUAACAUGUACACAACAGCAUCGACUUCGGCAUUUAAAAUGAACAUGCUCCUUAAUCAUUUAAUUUCUGUCAUUACAACCUUUAAAAUGCUACUUCCACAUUUUACUUACGUUCUCUAAGACUUAUUCUGUCAGAGACAGGCUACUACACUGAUACAGUUCUUGUGAGCUGCGCUAAAAGGCCAGUGCCAGUUAAAAAUCAUCGUUUUUAGUAUUGUACUUUGCUGCUGUUCCUUUAUAUACACAACAAUCACACUGAUUAAAAGCGAGGACAAGCACAACUUAUUACAGCGUUCUUAUAACAUUUCCACUGCAUAUAUUCUAACCAGAGGUGAGAGAGGUGUUUUUUUUGUUUGUUUGUUUCAUUUCUUUAAAUAAGAUCAGUGUUUCUGAACACACAAAUGUGAUACUUACAUGGUGGCGCAUUGCUGAUGUACAUAUAUACAUAUAUGAAAAUGUAUUUAUAUUUUUUGUUGUUACCUGUAUAUCUGUUAACUAUAUUUUCAUAGAUACUGUAUGAUGUUUGGGUCCUCAUUUGUGUUUUGCCCUUCGGUUCGCUAGGUCGCAUGAAGAUAUUUUAAUAUAAGAAAACUGUUGAUUAUUAUUAUUAUUAUUAUUAUUAUUAUUAUUAUUAUUAUUAUUAUAUAAUGGUGGGCACUGAUGCAAAGCAGCAGUGGAAUUAGACCUCUUAGAUCAUUGCAUGUUUUUCAGGUGAAUACUGCUGGAUCUUUCGAUUCGUUAAUGACAGUGUCAGUCCCAGGUUAAGUCAGGAUCAAAGGUUUAUACAAUAUGAGACAAAAUGAAAAAGAAUUGUUUGCUUUAUGUACUAAAGUAUUUUGUUCAGGUGAUUCAAGUGUAUAUCAGAGUACAUUUUUGCUACUCCAACUUAAAUAAAAAUGAUCUUUGUUAAGGCCAAAAGAUUUUUUGCUCUACUGAUUAUUAAUCUUCAUGUUGUAACCACCUACAGUAAAAUAUUUCAAAUACAAGCACGCAUGAAAUGAC
Molecule: messenger RNA, 5889 nt
Organism: Silurus meridionalis
Lineage: Eukaryota; Metazoa; Chordata; Actinopteri; Siluriformes; Siluridae
Gene: slc24a3
Product: solute carrier family 24 member 3
Exons: 17
Coding region: 416-2347 (643 amino acids)
Biological process (GO): intracellular calcium ion homeostasis; calcium ion transmembrane transport
Cellular component (GO): membrane
Molecular function (GO): calcium channel activity; calcium, potassium:sodium antiporter activity
Source: RefSeq, a predicted model, not a curated record